GGUCAUAAGUACACACGACGUCCCGAGGGAGUUAGGCGUUGAAAGCUUUUAUUAACUCUUGAUGGAAAUGGAACACCUGAAGCCCGAAGCUGAGGCGAAGUCUCUCUCAGUUCCUGGCACGCCAAACACGAUGACUACACGGAGAACGUCUGUGGUCCAGAUGUCGGCCAAGUUGGCGGCUUUGCGGGGCGAGACGGUCCGCGAGGAAGUCAGAUCAAACAGCGAUCUCUGGAAGUCGGAUGUAGGGAACAACCAUAGUUCCCGGAGGAGCAAAGGAUCAGAGAAGAAAAAACCGACCACGAGGUUUAUGCAGAAGAAUGGAAGGUGUAAUAUACGUCAGGACGCGGCCGAAAUACGUCGACGAUAUCUUCGAGAUAUUUUUACCACCUUAGUGGACAUGAGUUGGAGAAGCAAUCUCUUGUUCUUCAUCGCCACUUAUAUAUGCGCGUGGUCAUCUAUUGGUCUCAUAUGGUGGAUCAUCGCGUUAUUGAGAGGUGACGUAGCAGACCACGCACUAUCGAAGACAAGCAACGUCACCAGCAACCAUACAGCAUGUGUGCAGAACGUCUACUCGUACUCAACAGCUUUCCUCUUCUUCAUCGAAACAGAGACAUCAGUGGGGUACGGCAAGCGAGCUAUAACAGCACAUUGCCCGGAAGCUAUCAUUCUAUUUGUUAUGCAGUGUCUUCUCGGAAGCAUCCUGGACGCUUUCAUGGUUGGUUGCAUCUUCAUAAAGAUCUCACAACCCAAGAACCGAGCAGAGACAUUGGUGUUCAGCGAGCACUGUGUCAUUUCACCAAGAGACCGAAAGUAUUGCUUAAUGUUCAGGGUUGGAAACCUCAGGAACUCUUUGAUCGUUCAAUGUCGCAUUCGUGCCAAGUACGUCAAGUCUCGACAGACGCAGGAGGGCGAGUUCAUUGGGUUGCAUCAGGAAGACAUCAAUGUGGGCUUCGAUACAGGAGCAGACAACUUAUUUCUCGUGACUCCCCUCAUCAUCUGCCACGAGAUUGAUGAAAAAAGCCCGUUUUAUGAGAUGUCUAUGGAAGAUUUGAAAAAGGAGGAAUUUGAAAUAAUCGUCAUCUUGGAAGGAAUGAUUGAAAGUACAGGAAUGAUAUGCCAAGCCAGAACAUCGUAUCUUAGUACAGAGGUAUUGUGGGGACAUCGUUUCAUGCCAGUAUUGUUCCACGCAAGAGGUCACUUUAGGGUCGACCAUUCUGAGUUCCAUUCAAUAUACGAGGUGACAAUGCCCCGUAUAAGUAUGUUGGAAUACCAGAAGAGCGAUCCUCAACACGUGAACGGGAGCGCUAAAAACACGUCAAACAAACUAAACGCACAACCCCCCCAAUCGGUAUUUACUGUGAGAAAAUCCAUCCACCAGAAGUCGCUGUGCACCAGCAACUCGAUACUGACAUCUUGCGACGAGCAGCAGCAACGUGCAAGUUCCAGCGGGAACUUUAAAAUCAAUUCAAGCACCAGACGCGCGGUGUCGGACGCUAAUGUCAGCGCUACGGUGGCGGUUGAGAACGAAAACGUCCCAGAGAGCGGAAGUGACGUCAUACCACGUCGUAUGAAUCUUUUGGGGAGCAGACAAGACUUGAUGUUGGAGCGAAGGUGGAGUGGAGGCUUGGAGAUGAAAGAACCAAAUAUAAACGUUCUCAUAUGAUUUUGUGAAAGAACGGCGUCACGAAAAGUAAACGUCAUUACCAACUUAACGUUACAGUAACGUCAUCCAAAUAUGACGUCACUAACUGUGCAAAAUCACACCACCAUAUAUUUGUAUUACACCAAAGCACCAACCCAGUA
This is a messenger RNA of Ciona intestinalis (vase tunicate), 1803 nucleotides long. The record is from RefSeq and is a predicted model, not a curated record. Lineage: Eukaryota; Metazoa; Chordata; Ascidiacea; Phlebobranchia; Cionidae.